CACAAACAAACAGCCCAACAACAACCCAGCAACACAACACCAGCCAGCAAACACGACUUGUGAUGGCGGAGGGUGAGGAUGUGCUGGCGCACAAGGUGCUGCCAACGGAGACAUCAGCCCACGACCUGCACAUCCCAACAGCGCCACAAUCCACGUUUACGACAAUGCACAUGGAUGCACCGCCUUUGGAUAGCGCGAUGGAGGAGAUACCUGAUAUUGCCACGAGCAUCUCCCAGCCGGAGGUGCACGGGGUGUCCACGCUACACCUUGCCUGUGCGGAAGGACUGGCAGAGGAAGUGUACAACAUGCUGGCGCAGUACACACCAGAGACCAUCGGCGCAGUGCUUGAUUUGCCGGACGGCUAUGGCCGGUUCCCGCUCACAUAUGCCGUUGCAGCGCCAGCAGAACAAGCAGUGUCCAUCAUCACCAUGCUCCAGAGUUGCGGUGCAGACGUCAUGGCAGUCGACGUUACAGGGCGAGCAGCUGCGCACUGGGCGUGCAUGCUCGGCGCUGCCACGUGCCUGGAGCAGUUGUUAAGCCUGGGCAUGGAUGCGAACAUGGUCGACAACGCACAGCGCAAUCUCGCGCACCUCGCGGCGAUUGCGGAGACGCCCGACUGCCUGCACGUCCUCGCGCAUGUAUUUGGGCCGGAUUCAUCGCUCUUUCUCGCCCACGAUGCCUCCGCGGUGGACACGGAAGGGCGCACAGCGUAUCAUUGCAUGGCGAGCAACUGCACAGACCCGACGUGUCUGCAGGUCUUCCUCGACGUCUGCCCAAAGACGAUGAAUGUUGCCGAUUCGCAAGGCCGCACUCCGUUGCACGUUGCUGUUGCGCAGGACAACACCGCAAUGGUCGCUGCUUUUGUCAACACGCGCGUGUGCAUCAAAGAUCUGCCAGACAGUGAUGGCAUGACUCCGCUCUUCUGGGCUGUGUCGCUCGCUCGCCCAGAGUGUGUGACGCUGCUGUUGCAAGCGGGUCCACAAGCAACGUGCGCGACAAAGAAGGAGGCAACGGUGUUCCACUAUGCGUCCAUUCUGGAUUCGACGGCAACGCUUGAUGCUUUGCUUAACUACACCCAGUUCACCGACACGGUGUCACCGUCGACGCCUGCGAUGAUUGAGCGAUUGCUAAAUGCGGGCUGCAAUCCCAACAGCACAGACUCAAACGGAGCAACAGCGCUGCAUCUUGCGGCAUACGGCUCGCAUCAUGAUGCAAUGGCGGUCUUGAUCCAGCACAAAGUUGAUCUGAAUGCGCAAGACGGCGGGGAUCAGUUGACGCCGCUCAUCGCGUGCUGCCAGAACGAUGACGCUGCCGGUGCCAUGCUCCUGCUUGAAGCUGGGUGCGACCCGUCUCUCUCGGAUGCUGGCGGCCGCACAGCGCUUCAUCACGCAGCGUCUGCCUCGGACGCGGCAACAGUGCUGACCAUUCUCCCGUACGCAGCGAAUCCGGCCCCGCUCGACGCAACACACGCGACGCCGCUCCACUUUGCGUGCUUCGGCGGGUGUCUUGCGAGCGUGAAUGCACUGUUGUCUGCUGGCGCAGAUGCAAACGUCGUUGACGCUGACGGCGUGUCACCCCUCCAUUGGGCCGCGUUGGAGGGACACGCUGACGUGGUGGCGGCAAUGCUACAGCACAACGCAUGGCCAAACUACAUGGAGCACUCUGACAAGCGGUUCACGCCUCUGGACUACGCGCACGAGCGGGAACACGAACGUGUGGUGGAGAUGCUCAGAGACGCCGGCGGUUACACACGCGCAGAAAUGGCAAUGAUUGCCGUCUUGAAGAUCCAGCGCAGCUUUCGAGCGUGGAAGAAGUCGACUGCGGCGAUUUCGGCAGCGCGGGCGGAAUUGGAGCAGCGGCAACGAGAGAAGAAAGAGGAGAUGAGAAAGGAAGAGGAGGAGAGGAAGAAGAGGGAGGAAGAGGAGGAGGAGAUGAGAAAGGAAGAGGAGGAGAGGAAGAAGAGGGAGGAAGAGGAGGAGGAAGAGGAAAGGAAGAAACAAGAGAAGAGAAACAAGGAGGCGGAAGAACAGGAAAGGAAGAAGAGAGAGGAAGAGGAGAGGAAGAUUCAAGCAGAGGAAGAAGCGAGAAAGAAGCUGGAAGAGGAACAAGCGCGGAUGAAGAAGGAAGAGGAAGAGAUGAGAAAGAAGGAGGAAGAAGAUGAAGCGAUGAAGAAGGAGGCAGAACAGCAGAAGGAAAGCAACCGGCUUGAGGAAGAAAGAGCCAAACGAGAGGAGGAAGAGGAAGAGGAAAGGAAGAAACAAGCAGAGGAGGAGGAAGAUAGGAAGAAGAAACAAGCAGAGGACGAGGAAAAGGAAAGGAAGAAACAAGCAGAGGAAGAGGAGGAACGAAGGAAACAAGCAGAGGUAGAGGAAGAUAGGAAGAAGAAAGAAGAGGAAAGGAAGAAGAGAGAGGAAGAAGAGGAGAGGAAGAAACAGGAGGAAGAAGAAGCAAAGCGGCGGCAAGAAGAAGCGAAGGCGAGGCAGAAGAACAAGAAAGAGGAGGAAGAAAGAAGAACAGCUGCUGCCCUCGCUGCAGAACAGCACGACCGAGCUCAAGCGAAAGCACCACAACGGGACAAGACAACGUCACCGACAGCAGCAGCGGCAGCAGCAGUAACAAGAACGCGACCGAGUGCUGUUGACGCGGGCGAUGCGCUGCCACUGGAGGAAACAGCAACGCUUGGUCUCGAUGCACGCGCACGUGCUCUCAUCCUGCACAGGAGCAUGACGCGGCGAUCGCUGCAGCGUCGGGAAACAGCCCGCGUGUCGCGGAUUCGGGCGGCGGUUGUGGCGGCGAUAACCAUCCAGCGGGCGUGGCGACGACACCGCGCACACACGCGUGAGCAGCAGGAGCGCGUGCAGCGGCUGGGUCGAGCGCAGCGGGGAGAGACGCGACCGUUGCGGCAGAUGGCAUCAUCAUCAACAUCGCCAUCAUCGUCACAUCCACGCACGCGCAAUGGCGGCGGAAGCGAGCGAGCAGCGCUCUCCCGUACGCUGUGGUCCAAGGAUGGGGUGGACGACGCGGGUGCACAUGUGACGGCGCUGGGCAGGCCACGUCGUCGAGGUGGCGGCAGUGAUGGCUUUGAUUCGAGCGACUCCGAUGAACACAUGCGCUCGCCCGAACACCGCCAACGACAACAACAGCAGCGGCAGCGGCGGCAGCAGCAGCGUGUUCGUGGCAAGCCGUCCACGAUGCGCCCUCGCUCUGCCAAUCGCCGGAAUGGCGAUGGUGGUUCGCGUAACGGGGGCCCAGGCCGCACAUCCACACCAGCGGCGGCGACGGUGGCCAUGAGUGGGGAGGAGGUCGUGGUUGAUGGCGUUCGCGACAAGUUCAAGCAGCGGCGGAUCAGCAAGACAACGCAGCCAGCUAGCAGCCGUCGGCGCUCUGCUCCCCCAGCGACGAUUGCAAACCCGCCCUCAUCCCGGACGCGAAGCAACGGAACGUCAGCCUGGGCAACGACGACGACCACGACCACGCGGCGCCGUUCAGAGUUGACCCGUCCAUUGUCGGCUGCGAUGGCGUCUUAUCAAAGCGCUGUGCAAGAGCUGCAUCAUCGAGCAACGCAGCGGGAUUUCCACCGGCGUCGUGACGUGCGCGGCGCCACAACAUCUGCACCAUUAUCGGGCACAUAUCGCCGGCAGAGCACAAAUGCGACAGCCAUCACCACCACGACCACAAGCAGCAUGCGGGGCCGGGCGUCACUGCAACCGCGCCCGUCCGCACGCAUCUCACACUGGGAUCUCGACUCCACGCUGAGCAGCGGUCUGCCUGGUGAUGGGUCGCUGCUUGCAUCAUCAUCAUCACCACCUGCAAUGUCGUACAGGCGUGCGCGCCGCAUCCGAAAUGCACCGGGCGUGCGGCCAUAUGAUCUGUGGGGACUGCAGAUGCCAGGCGGCGAGCACACGCUCGCCACGACCGACAGCAACAGCAACAGCAACAGCAACAGCGACACGGACUCGGCCCGUGACGGCGGUGAUCGGUGGCAGCUGGUGCACACGAGCGCAGACAUGGGCAGUGCACACGCGCCACCGCCAUCGUCAGCAUCAUCAUCACGAGACGUCUCGUUCCGUGGAACAGGUUUACAGCGCACACGUCGGCACCGUCACAACACCUCGGCAACCCAGCUCGAUGCGCGCGCUCCUCGCUCCACACGUGCACACACGCGCCGGACAUCUGCUGCGAGUGGCUGUGGUGGUGGUGGCAUGUAUCUUGCUCAGAUGCAGGAACACCACAACACGAUGGUGCGACAGCGACAGCAGAAGCUGUUGUCCAAACCCGGACACGCGCUUGCCGCGUCUCUGCCCAAGGGGUCGUCCAGCCAGCGGUGAACCAGUGCAGAAUGUGUUCAUGGUGUGUGUUCAUGGGUGUGUCCAUAUGUGUGUGUUCACGUGUGUCUGUGUAUGUGUUCAUGUGUGUAUGUGUGUUCAUGUUUGUGUAUGUGUAUGUGUGUCGUAUGAAGUGGGAAACGAAUGUGCAUGACUUUUGCUUGUGAUGUCAGCUGCGUGCUCACGCAUGCGUGUGAUUGUGCACCUGACUGCACUGUAGAUACUACGUGUUGGGUGGAUGGGAGAGGGGAUUGUAUGUUGUGUGCAUGCUUGCAUGCUUUUGUUGUUUCUUCUGACUUGGAUUGCCUGGCUGUGUGAUUUGUGACGGGGAUUACCUGUCCAUUGCGACCGUGCACUUUGGCUGAGUUUUUGCAUUCAUGCUGGAGCAGAGUUGCAUGUAGUAACAGCGAGUGGAAGCCGCA
Salpingoeca rosetta is the source of this 4747-nucleotide messenger RNA. RefSeq lists its product as uncharacterized. Gene Ontology annotation, cellular component: nucleus; cytoplasm. NCBI's taxonomy places the organism in Eukaryota, Choanoflagellata, Craspedida, Salpingoecidae. The record is from RefSeq and is a predicted model, not a curated record. The transcript is spliced from 22 exons. Bases 63 to 4328 code for a protein of 1421 amino acids. Gene Ontology annotation, molecular function: protein binding.